CUAAUCUCUUCUGAGAGUCGUCUUCUUUUUAACGUUGAAAAGAAAGCUCCGGAGGGUGAGAAACGCGGAAUCCAAAUCUCUCGAUUCAAGCUACCGUCGGAACACCCAAUUUCUCAUCGGGAUCAGCGAUGCAGAACGGAGAUUACGGUACACCUCCAUAUUUUCAAUACCCAAAUCUUCAAAACCUUAGCCUUAAUCCAAGCCCUAAUCCAGUUUCCCCUCCCCCGGAUCGUAACCAGAGCGCUUACGCCUCGGCGCCGCCCUUCUCCACCAAUUACGGCGGUUCCGAUUACCCUGGUUAUGCCCCCAAUUAUCCCCCCUACUCCCAGAAUCCCGAUCCCGUCCCUGCCUCUCCGACUGCGCCUCUUUACAACCCUCAGUCAUCGAAUCCUAAUCUCCAGACAUUCAAUCCCACUUCGCAACCACCUGCUUUCCCUCCAUUUGAGUCUCAUGUGCCUUAUCAAUCUCCUUCUCAGCCGCAAUCGUAUAAUUCAACGUACGAUCACCAUCAAACGGCUCCCAAUUAUGCUCCCCCUCCACCGUCCUCAAUUCCCUCGAAUCAGGGCUCUAAUUCUACCCCCAGUCCUAAUUCUCAUUUCUCAUCCGUUUAUUCGGCUCCUUUUGGCUCUUUGGCCCAGCCUUCGUAUGAAAACCCAUAUGAAAGUUCGGUGAAAUUUGAUCAGGGUGGCGGAUACGCUGAUGAUAGAUAUGGAGGUUAUGGUCGAAGUCGGUCUGAUUUGGGUCCGGACUUGUACGGUAAGCGGCCGGAGGAUGCGGCAUCGCGCUUCGACUCUGGCUACGAUGACGGUUUUGGCGAAGGCGUAUAUGCUUACCAAGGUGGCAAAGUUGAGCCUUACGGGGCUCGCGGUACAGCUCCUAAGUCUUCGACGUGGUCAACAGGGCCUGCUUUUGAUGAUUAUGGGAGGCCGAUAAAUAUUCCUUCGAAGAAAGACCCACCGACGAGUUCACUGAAAGUAGUUAGGGCGAUCCCUAAGGUGGAAGCUCAAGAAGACGUCAAAAAUUGGGUGCAGAAGUUCCGAGUGAAGCUCUUGGCUGAAAGUGGAGGUCAGAGCACCAUGGAUGUACUUUGUCAGGUUGGUCUGGAUGGUAUUCGUAUGCUUGAUCCAAAUUCUAGUCGUACAUUAAGGAUAUAUCCUCUUGAGACCAUCACUAGAUGUGAAAUAUAUGAUUCAUCUACCUUGGCUUUCUGGUCGAAGAGCUCUGUGGAUAUUGAGCCACGGCGUAUUAGAUUGCAGUCAAACAAGUACACUACCAACACACUUCUGGACACGGUGACUGCUGCAACUGUACAGUUUAAGGAAAUGGGUGGAAGAAGUAGGCCUUCUGAAUCUUUUAAGGCACCUGAACAGCCUGCAGAGAAGAAGAAAGGGUUGGUUGAUUGGGUGACUCUGAUGAAGCCAGGCAACGAGGAGAAAGACCAUUGGGUACCUGAUGAAGCAGUCACAAAAUGUACAGCCUGUGGAACAGACUUUGGGGCUUUUGUACGAAGGCAUCACUGCAGAAAUUGUGGAGACAUUUUCUGCGAUAAAUGCACGCAAGGUAGAACAGCUCUGACGGCUGAAGAGAAUGCUCCUCCAGUUCGUGUCUGUGACAGAUGCAUGGCAGAAGUGACUCAUAGGCUCACUAAUGCCAAGGAGCUGGCUAGUAAGCCUGCAGGAUUGCAUAGUCAUGAGGAUCUUGCCAAAAAACUUAAGGAUGAAAUGGAGAGAAACCGUUGGUCAUCAGGGAAUGCCACAGCAUCCAAAUCUGACGGAUCUGGGAAACGGAUGAAGGAAGUUGCAUGUCCUACUUGUACUGUUCAUUUACAGGUCCAGGUUCCAAGCUCGGGUUCUGAGACGAUCGAGUGUGGGGUUUGCCAGCAUCCGUUCCUUGUGAGCGCUCACUGACUCCAGCGUUUUUUUUUUUAGGAAUGUGGCUUCAUGGAAUGACUUGUUGUUCAUCAUGAUAUUUUCUCUGUUUACAUCUCCAAAUAAUUGAGUUUUUUUUUUUUUUUUUUUUUUUCACUUUAACAUGUUCAUCGCUCUCUCUCUCUCUCUCUCUCUCAAGGCCUUGAGCUUUAAUAACUUGAUGUCAGUUGUGAUUCCGUAUUGAUUGUUUUGUAAAUGGAGUUGUUUGUUCUAUUUGAUGUACAAAGAAAUUAUGGUUUGCGAAGAUGAUAUGAAAUCCCACUGUCCCGUUUCA
Molecule: messenger RNA, 2202 nt
Organism: Cucurbita moschata (crookneck pumpkin)
Lineage: Eukaryota; Viridiplantae; Streptophyta; Magnoliopsida; Cucurbitales; Cucurbitaceae
Product: protein FREE1-like
Exons: 10
Coding region: 129-1907 (592 amino acids)
Biological process (GO): multivesicular body assembly; intralumenal vesicle formation
Cellular component (GO): late endosome membrane; ESCRT I complex
Molecular function (GO): metal ion binding; ubiquitin binding
Source: RefSeq, a predicted model, not a curated record